Penicillium brasilianum is the source of this 935-nucleotide messenger RNA. Lineage: Eukaryota; Fungi; Ascomycota; Eurotiomycetes; Eurotiales; Aspergillaceae. The record is from the annotation of a GenBank genome assembly.
CGAAAAUCGUGAUCACUCAUCAAACCCCACAAGAGCCUCGGCUCCUCUCCACCUCGGGCCACCAGCUCUUCCCCCAGCUUCUCCUCUAGCGUAUAUACGACCACGCUCUUCCUCCUACAAUGUGCAAGUGAUCAGCUCAUCACGACAUCUUUGCUGAUAUUCUAACCACACAUCAUCCCCAUGGCUGCCAAGAUAGCCGCCUACGUUGAUUGCGUGUCGCCUUACUCGUACUAUGCGACGCUUUAUUUGAGACAAAAUCGGAAGGCGCUUCUGUCGCAUGGCGUUGAGAUUGAAUUCCACCCCGUCUUCUUGGGCGGUAUCAAUGUUGGCUCUGGAAACAAGCCCCCAUGGACACUGCCGGCAAAGGCAUCCUAUUCCAAGUUCGACUCCGAACGGGCGUGCAAGUACUUUGGCGUUCCCCAAAUUAAGACGCCCGACUUUUUCCCAAUCUUGUCAAUCAUGCCACAACGCUGCAUGAUCUACAUCAAGCGCCACUACUCCCAAGAGCGCUAUGAAACCACAUUCCUUUCGCUGUGGGAAUGGAUGUACCACAAAAACAUCGACAUCAGCAAGCCCGAGAAGCUAGCAGAACUUCUCAAGUCACACAACUAUUCCGACCAGGAAAUAAAAGAGAUCUUAGAAUCCGCCAAGACCCCCGAGUACAAGGACGCGCUGACUGCCAAUACGCAAAAGGCGCUUGAUCAGGGCGCAUACGGGGCGCCGUGGUUCUGGGUGCGUAACAAGGAGGGCAAAGAAGAGCCUUUCUUUGGAAGUGAUCGCUUCGCAUUUAUGUGGCAGUACUUGGGAAUACCCUUCCAGGAUGUGACUAUUAUGGAGAAGGCCAAGCUGUAGACUUCAGGUCUUGAUGUAUAUUAUCGACUAGCAAGAUAGAAAAUUGCAUUCUUGUCGCAUCGUUGCAAUGAACAAUGACCCAG